Molecule: messenger RNA, 286 nt
Organism: Sphaeroforma arctica JP610
Lineage: Eukaryota; Ichthyosporea; Ichthyophonida
Exons: 2
Source: RefSeq, a predicted model, not a curated record
AUAUUCAACGUCAGAGUUCAGUUCGUUGCUGUCCAUCUACGGUGUGGUGAUGCUGAUGGCGCACUGUGUUCUAGUGCCUGUUCUCACCCCCAGACUGGGUGAGAGACGUGUCAUACAGAUUGGUCUAUUUAUGCAGGGAUUGCAGAUGGUCAUGUUUGGGCUAGCACAGACGCACUCCAUGGUGACGCUAUCCACGAUUCUGGUGCUUGGCGGCACCUUGUACGCACCCCCCGCCGGUUCCAUGGUGGCUGCUGCCAUUCCCGAUGAAGGGCGUGGCAAGCUACAG